UAUAUAUCCGUCCCAGCGAGUCCACCGCCAUUGCGUAGAUCCAGGCCUCGUGAACGGCUAUCUCUUUUUUGAGAGAUAAAUCUUUGGUCCAAAUCUGGAAAAACAAAUUCGAUAAAAGCAUGGAGUUUUUACCUGUUGAGAUUUUGGAGAAAAUAUUCAAAAACCUUCGCUACAGUGACCUGAAACAGGCUUCGGCUGUGUGUCGUCUGUGGUAUGACGUCUACCAGCGGUCAGCGUUCAUGUCCAAAAUGGUACUACACUUCAAGAAGGAACUGACCCCGGCCUCUAUCGGACUGUUCCUGCAGAGUGAGUGCCUCUAUCAGAAUAUACGCUUCACGUCCAUUCCAUUUUACGAUGUGCAAAAAUCGAAACGAAACCUAUGCCGGAAAGAUAUUAUCUACGAGGAUGAGUGCUUCAUUCAGCACCUGCGACAGUUGAUGAUGAAAUUCAAGGAUGCGCUACAGAUGCUUUCGCUGUGCAAGUGUCACCUGGAGCGUGGCAGAUUCCUGGAACUCGUUCAAAUGGUACCCGGUCUUAAAGUUCUCGACAUUGAAGAAUGCAUCUUCGCCGGCGAAGAGUGUGGCAAAACUUUACACCUGCCACAGCUCAAGAAGUUCAAUUUCAAAUACCCUGAGGAUGAAAUCCAGCGGUUUGAAUCAGGACACGUCUACUGCAAUCUAUCCCAGAACCAGUCCUGUCUAGUCAAGUUGAAAGUUCAGCUGUUUUUGAACGAGAUGUUCGAAGAUCCGGAUAGUGAUCUGUGGGACCAGCUGAAAGCAGUGACCCAAAUGGUCAAACGGCAUAAGAAAACUAUGAAGUCCUUCAAGGUGGACAGCUUCAACGAAGUAGCACUGAAAAAACUUAUCCACGAAGACGACGAACUGCAGUUGGAAAAAGUUGUCUUCGGAGAAUUGAAACUUCGCAAGAAUGAUCAAAUAUUCUACGACUUUUUGGCAAAGCAGCGUAAAAUCAAGAAGCUUGAAAUAGCCAUCGAUUCCUCGCUGGAUCUCAACAACGAUCAGUACCUGAAAGCAAUAUGCGACAAUCUGGAAUCGUUGGAACAAUUUUACUUAGAUAUAUCCAGAAACUCGGACAGUGGCUUGGAAUAUCUUAAAAAACUGCAAAAGCUAAAAAACCUAGUACUAACUAAAAACCGAAACACGGUUUCUCUCACACCGCAAUGCUUCAAUCACAUUUACAUGCCUAAUCUGAAGUCCCUCGGGAUAUACUACAAAGAAUUGCCCCAGCCUGCCGUCGAACAGAUUCCGCUUAGCUUUCCGAAUCUGAUGGCACUAAACUUGAGCGAAUGCGAGAAAGCGGUCACCGAUUGUACGGUUCAACUGAUCUUCAUCGCACUGCCGGCACUGGAAAGUUUGGAUCUUAGCAAGUGCAAACAGAUAACCGAACGAGCCUUCCUGGGACCGGUGAGGAUUAGUAAUUUAACCAAACUGAAAGAUCUAGUGCUGGAAAAGUGCGACGGUGUGACCGAUCUUUCGCUGGAAGCCUUCGACAAUCCGGGCUUGAAGAGUAUCAGUUUGGCAAUGUGCAACCGAAUAACGAACCGAGGCUGGCGGAUGCUUUGUCUGAAGUGUCCAAAUUUAACCUGGCUCAAUGCAUCCCAGUGCCGCAACUUUGACGAUGAAUCGGCACGAAUCGUUGCCACCAUGCUGACGGAAUUGGAAAUUUUAAACCUGUUCAGGAACGGAGCGUUGACCGACGAGGCAGUAUUCAGCAUCGUAGAAAAUUGUCGCUAUUUGGAGGACCUCUGUCUCACCAAGUGUCGUGGGGUUAAAAUGAAGAAGCAGGAAUACUUUGACGAUAAGAUGUACCGUGUGAACAAGGAUUGUCUGAAGAAACGAGCGCGGAAAGUUAGUCAAAGAUAAGAGUUUUGACUAGAUAAGAAUAGAAUUUGCACCUAAAAUUAUGCUCUUUUCUCACAUUUCAAGUAAAGUAAUAAUUAAAACCGAACAUGAAAUUGAUCAGAAGUACAAAAUAAACUUUUCCGUACCGUUUACGAAACGCGAACAUUCUCGACUUCCGUUUAGAAAUU
This is a messenger RNA of Malaya genurostris, 2050 nucleotides long. RefSeq lists its product as uncharacterized. The coding region runs from base 120 to 1883 and encodes 587 amino acids. Gene Ontology annotation, biological process: SCF-dependent proteasomal ubiquitin-dependent protein catabolic process. Gene Ontology annotation, cellular component: SCF ubiquitin ligase complex. NCBI's taxonomy places the organism in Eukaryota, Metazoa, Arthropoda, Insecta, Diptera, Culicidae. The transcript is spliced from 2 exons. Gene Ontology annotation, molecular function: protein binding. The record is from RefSeq and is a predicted model, not a curated record.